UCGAUUUCCGGUUUUACUUCGGUAGAAAACAUGGAAACACCAAAGACGCUUUAAUAUAUUAUGUGUAGACAGGUGAGCAACUGCUGGAUACCUUUAUCAGCCUAAAUUCAUAAAGUGACUACUGGAACAAUACUGGAACAAGGGUAAAACAUUCUGAAGAUGUCACAGCCUCCAGAAGAGAUUCCUGUUGGUCAGGUGGAGAUCAAGAAGAGAUCUAGAGUGCCUGGUGUUAUGAUCACUCAGUACGUCAAGGAACUACCACGUGGAAAAUCUACACCUGAUUUCAGCAGGAAACCAAUCGCCUUGACAGUUCAAGAAGGCAAAGUGGCCAUUUUCAAAGCAAUGGUGAGUGGAGAUCCAGUACCAACUGUAACAUGGGCUCGCAACAAGGGUGACACUUCUGAUCCAGAAAAAUAUAAACCAAGAUAUGAUGAAAGGACUAGAGAACAUUCUCUAGAGAUACUAAAUGUGCAAGUAGACCAAGGAGAUACGUACAAAUGUUGCGCUACAAAUACUUUUGGAAAAGCAGUGUGCACAGCUACAUUGAGCGUAUUUUCAGUUGGAUUCAAGAAAAAGCAAGCUGAUACAUCCUCAAACAAAGAUGGACAAAGCAAUGAUCCUGAAGACUUCAGGAAAAUGCUUAAAAAAACUAAAACUGUCAAGAAGAGAAAAGAAAAACCCAAAAAAGAGGGAGAGAUUGAUCCAAAAUUCUGGGAAGUGAUGCUAAGUGCCAAAAAGACAGAUUAUGAGCGCAUCUGUCAUGAAUUUGGAGUCACUGACUAUCGCUGGAUGCUCAAACAGCUCAACCUGAAGAAAAAGGAGAAAGAAGAUGAACAAGCAAAGGUGGUUGAAAACGUUGACAACAUAAAGCAGAUUGAAGUGAAUACAAGUGGUAGAGCUGAAUUUGAAUUUAAUAUGAAGCUUAAGGACCCAAACAAUAAAAUUUAUCUGUACAAAAACGGUGAAAUGCUUGAUUAUGGUGAUGGCACUGAUGAUUCCUCUAAACAUAAUAUGAAGAAAACUGGUGAUAAGUACUCGUUUAGCAUCAACCAUCUUGACUUAAAUGAUAGUGGACUAUACCAAGUGGAUGUUGAGGAUGUCAACAUUUUAUCAACCACCUUAGCAAUUCCUGAUGUAGAAUUCGAUGGCAUGCUAAAAGAUGCUAGAGUGGUUGAGGGGCAGGAUGCAGUGUUUGAGGGUGCUUUUUCUGGUCCUGUAUCACAAAUCACCUGGUGCGCCAAUGACAUCUCUCUUGAGCAUGGAGACAAGUACAAUAUCACAGUCUCUGAAGACAAGCUAAGGCACAGAUUAGUAGUAAAGAACUGUAACAAAAAGGACAAGGGUGUGUACACGGCUAUUGCUGGGAUUAAAUCAUCCAGGGCCACCCUUGCUAUUGAUGAGGAUCCUAACGCCAGUGGGAAAGGUCGAGGUGGUGCAAGUGAAGGAGCAGAUGAUAUUGCAAGACGUCUGGCAGAAGAACAGGCCAGACUACAGAGAGGAAAAGAUGAAGCAGCUAGGAGAGGCAAGGGUACGGAUGGGAGAGGUGAUGGAGCGGAUGGCCAUGAUGGAACGGAUGGCCGUGGUGACGCAGCAGAUGGUCGUGGUGAUGGAGCGGAUGGCCGUGGAGGACUUGGCUUGGGAGACGGAAGUGGAGGAAAUGCAACAGGAAAGUACGGACAAGGAAGAGAGGGUACAGAAGGAAGUGGGAAAAGUGGAAAGGGUUCUGGAAUGAGUUUGGGAGCAGAUGGACUGGGAGGCCAAUCAGCUGGUGUUGGAUCUGGUGGAGAUGGUACAAAUGAUAAAGUGCACUUCGCAAGCGGAUUAUCAAACAAAAAUGCCCUCCACGGCAAACCUGCAGAGCUAGUGUGUAAACUAACUACUGACAAAAUUGAUGGUGUGUGGUAUAAAGAUGGAAAGAAGCUGACUUCCAAAGAUGGAGUAGUCAUCUCUAAAGAUGGUUGUACACAUAAGCUCAUUAUACAGAAUUGCAAGGAUUCUGAUGCAGGUCAAUAUCAUUUUGAGGUUAAUGGUUGCAAGACAGAGGCCAUGGUGAGAGUUGGAGAUCUUCCAGAAUUCGACCAAGAUGCUUUGCAAAAGUUCUCUAACACUGUGAUCGUGAAAGCAGGCCAGAGUGCAUCUUUUAAGAUGUCAUUUCCUCCACAAGCCUCACUGGAGAUUAAAUGGUUUAAAAAAGGCUCUGAGCUUCUUGAUGGUGGUUCGGUGAAAGUAGUGAAGGAAUCAAACCACAGUCGUCUUCAGAUGAAAGACUGCCUGCGAUCGGAUACUGGUCAAAUUAAAAUCCAGCUAAAAAACCCUUUUGGUUCUAUUGAAGCUUUAUCAAGUCUUAUAGUACUAGACAAGCCAGGUCCACCAAGAGGACCACUGGAAGUGAAUGAAAGCACAUCCUCAGGCCUUGAAUUGAAAUGGAAUCCUCCGAAGGAUGAUGGUGGCUCAGCAGUGACCAACUACAUAAUUGAGCGUCAACUGGUUGGGCAGAGUACCUGGAAAAAGGUUGGGGAUAUUUCAGCUAACCAUCUAACCUUCAGAGAUAAAAGCGUGUCCCUUGGCAAGAGGUACAUCUAUCGCAUCUAUGCUGAGAAUCUUGAGGGCAUCAGUGAGGCGAUGGAGACUGAAAAAAUUAUGGCUGGCUCAUUAAUGUUCCCUGGUCCACUAGCCCCACCGACGGUGGUCAGUGCAUUCAAAAACUGUAUUAAUCUAACAUGGACUCCACCAGAGAAAGAUGGAGGGACUAAAAUCUUGGGCUACCAGCUAGAGAAACGCAAGAAAGAUACAAACCUGUGGGUGACUCUGAACCCAGUUAGUGAACCUAUUCAAGCUCUGAAGUAUCCAGUGAAGGAUGUGUCUGAGGGGUCAGAGUAUGAGUUCAGAGUAACAGCUAUUAAUAAGUCUGGGGCUGGAGAACCAAGUGCUCCCUCUGUGAUGGUCUGUGCUAAAAACCCCAACAUGAAGCCCCAUUUCAAAGAUCCUGAAGACUUCAUGGUUGUGAGAUCAGGAAAUUCAAUCAGAAUCAAAAUUAAUUAUGAGGCCUCUCCACCGCCAGACAUUACCUGGCUUAAGAAUGGUGAACCUGUAUCUCCCUGGAACAAGAUCAUUCAUUCUGAUGGCACGUGCACACUUGUCAUACCUUCCUCAAAGUACAACGAUUCUGGUGUCUACACCAUUGUGGCUAAAAACUCAAUGGGGCAAACCAGCUUUGACAUAGAGGUCAGAGUAACAGAUGAACCCAAGGCUCCAGGCCCAGUGGAGAUAGAGCAAUUGGUUUAUGGUAAAGUCAUUAUCACGUGGGGUCCGUCUCCAGACCACAAGAGAGAUGACCGACUGCACUACAUGGUGGAAGAACAUAACUCCAACACACGCAAUUGGCGCACAAUAGCCGACCGCCUUCUCUGCACUACCUACACUACCAGCAUUCAACCAGGUCAAGAAUAUCACUUCAGAGUCUAUGCAAAAAAUGAUAUGGGACUUUCCAGUCCUUCAGAUUCACCAACGUGGGGCGUAAACAGCAAUAAAGUUGUAGCAGCCUCAACUGUGCCGCUCGCAAUCACUUUAGAAAGGCCACCUUCCAUCCUGGUUCCACUGAAACUCCACACUCCACCAAAAGGAUAUCAGUGCUACAUGACCUGCGCUGUCCGCGGCUGCCCCAGCCCAUAUAUUGCAUGGUACCAUAACGGGAUUUGCAUCGACUCUGACAAAAACUACUACAUCACAAAUGCAUUUGGUGUCUGCUCUAUGUGCAUCCUCAGAGUUCGGCCUGAAGAUAGUGGAGAGUACAAAGUGGUGGCAGUCAACUCAUUUGGCAGGGCAGAAUGUUCUUCUACAUUAAAAGUGAAAGAUUGAUCUUCACUCUGCUGGAUAUGGCAGUUUUUGCUAUGCUUCUGCCACAACUAAUUUCAUGCAUACAUUUUAAGCUAGGGCAGUGCAUGCAUAUAAAUGAACAUAGCUGCGGUGGAUUGCAAUUGAGAACACAUACAAUUUGCUACUAUACUGUGAUGUGUACUGCUAAAAAUAUAAGCAAUUUGAAUGUAUUUAAGUAUAGACUUUUGCAAAUACUGUACAUUUUCUGACAAGCAUACUCUCUACCAUAUUAUUCUUUGAAAUUGUGAUCAUCUCCAAUAAAGUCCAGAAUGAACCAGUGAA
This is a messenger RNA of Ctenopharyngodon idella (grass carp), 4158 nucleotides long. RefSeq names its product immunoglobulin-like and fibronectin type III domain-containing protein 1. The transcript has 23 exons. The record is from RefSeq and is a predicted model, not a curated record. Lineage: Eukaryota; Metazoa; Chordata; Actinopteri; Cypriniformes; Xenocyprididae. The coding region runs from base 160 to 3858 and encodes 1232 amino acids. Gene Ontology annotation, molecular function: protein binding.